Messenger RNA from Durio zibethinus, 1895 nucleotides. Its product is annotated as transferases, transferring hexosyl groups. Gene Ontology annotation, biological process: GPI anchor biosynthetic process. NCBI's taxonomy places the organism in Eukaryota, Viridiplantae, Streptophyta, Magnoliopsida, Malvales, Malvaceae. The record is from RefSeq and is a predicted model, not a curated record. Gene Ontology annotation, cellular component: mannosyltransferase complex; endoplasmic reticulum membrane. Gene Ontology annotation, molecular function: GPI mannosyltransferase activity; alpha-1,6-mannosyltransferase activity.
AAUUAAAAAAUUAAAUAAGAAAAAACAAAAUUUCAUUAAAUAAUUAACUUUUCCUGCGACCAAAACAAACGCUGUCUUAAAAGAAUUCUUUCCUCGUCUUCAAAGGCCUGAAAUCAAGAUUAGUUGUGUUUUUUUUGCCACAAUCUCUCCAUUUGUUCAAAUGCGAGAAUGCCAACCGCAUCAGAAGCUCCCUACAAUUUUUCCUACCAAACUGAAGUCUUGAAAUCCGCAAUCCUCUCAAGGCUUCUCCUCUUAAUCCUAAUCCUCUUGUGGCGGACCCUUCUCACCCCCUACGACACCUCGGCGCCCCUCAAUCCCACAUGCCUCAACCACCCCUCUUCCUCUCCCCCUCCUCCUCUCCUCCCCUCCCUCGGCUCCGCCAUCGAAAACGGCGUCGUCUGGGACAGCGUUUACUUCCUUCGGAUCGCUCAGUGCGGGUAUGAAUACGAGCAGUCGUACGCGUUUCUCCCAUUAUUGCCGGCAUGCAUCUUUAUCUUAUCACGCACAGUUUUUGCGCCUUUGGUUUCGCUGAUUGGUGAUAGGGCAGUGUUGGCAUUGUCUGGUUAUGUUAUUUGCAAUGUUGCAUUUGUUUUAGCAGCUAUUUACUUUUACAGGCUUUCAGCUGUUGUUUUGAAGGACCCUAAUGCAGCAUUGCGGGCUUCUGUUUUAUUUUGCUUCAAUCCAGCGUCCAUAUUCUACUCAUCAAUAUAUUCAGAGAGCUUGUAUGCCCUAUUUUCAGUUGGUGGAUUGUACUAUUUAGAAUCUCGUGCAAAUAAUACUGCUUUGGUUUGGCUUGCCCUUUCUGGUUUUGCAAGAUCUAAUGGAGUGCUCAAUGCUGGUUAUUAUGGUUUUCAGACAAUGCAUCAGGCUUAUGAUGCUGCAUUCAUGAGAAAGCGUGCUCUUUUGGCAUUGCAGAUUCUUUUAAGUGGAGCACUGCGUUGUAUGUGCAUUUUUGUUCCUUUUAUUACUUUUCAAACAUAUGGCUACCACAAUAUAUGCCUUGGACGUUCUUCAGAUGAAAUGAGGCCUUGGUGUAAAGCAAGAAUACCUUUGUUAUACAAUUACAUUCAAAGUCAUUACUGGGGAGUGGGGUUCUUGAAAUACUUCCAAUUAAAACAAUUGCCAAACUUUCUACUGGCAUCUCCAAUAUUGUCUUUGGCAGUUUGCUCGAUUAUCUAUUAUGUGAAGUCACGACCUGAAAUAGUUUUAUCUUUGGGUUUUCAACCUUCACUUGAGGAAAAAAGUUCCACGGUUGUGAUAUUUUCUGAGGAUAAAUCAUCAAACAGCCCCCCAAUUUCAGAGAAAUAUACUUCUAGGAGGCAAGAAAACCAUAAUAUUAAAUUGAGGAAGAAAAUGAACCGAGGAGGGGAUCCUGCUGAGUGCAGAAUAGAUCAUGGAUCAGUAGAGAAGCUAGGAUACACGUCUGCUUCUAUUCUCCCAUAUAUCCUGCACUUAAGCUUCAUGGUAGCUACAGCAUUUUUUGUCAUGCAUGUCCAGGUAGCAACACGUUUAUUGUCAGCCAGUCCUUCUCUUUAUUGGUUUGCUUCAUUACUAAUGUAUUAUCCCAGUAUUAGUAAGAGAUGUGGAUAUAUGAUAUGGGCAUACUGUUCUGCGUACAUCCUCCUGGGUAGCUUGCUGUUUUCAAAUUUUUACCCUUUCACUUAAAAGUGGUGGUUCUUUAUCAUGCAAGCCAAUCUUGGCAAUGAGUUCUUUCAUGUCUUUAAUCUAUUCUGGAUAUUUUGAAGUUCUUCCCCACUUAAUCAUUUCUCCAUAUGCUUCAAGAAGGUAAUGAAUGAGACUGGAGGAAUCAGGAAUUUUGCAUGAGCUGCUCCUUGACAUGACAACUUGACAGUUUUAAGUAUUUAUAUCGUGUAAAAUAUUGAUAAUACGUGUAU